CGCGGCCGAUGAGCUGCGUACCGGUCACUGUCGGCCAGCUCGGCUCACUGUCUCCAGGCAGAAGCAGAAUGAGAUGGGCAGUAAUACUAAAUAGGUUGCAACAAACACCAACUUUCAUUCUUCUGCAUCCUAUGCACAUUUGAACAUGGCUGAAGCAGGACCUUCCAGCUCUAACGAUGCAUCAAGCAGCGGCAUCCAAAGUCCAGAACAGAGGCUAGAAAGGGCUUCAGAUUACAAGAACGCUGGCAACGAAUGCUACAAAAACAAGGAUUACAAAGGUGCCAUUGGGAAGUACCACAGGGCCCUCAUGUGUAUCAAGGACUUAGACAUGGGUGCAACAAGAAGAAACAUGAGUGCUGCUCUUGGUCUAGCAAGGCCAGGACCAGGUCAGGAUCAAGCAGCAUCUAGCCUUAAUCAAGCAACUAUACCUCAGCAUAUGUUGGACCAGGCAGCUGAAUUUGAAUUGAGCUGUUUGAACAAUUUAGCAGUGUGUCUACUUCAACUACCAGCUCCUGAUUACAGCAAAGUAGAAUAUUACUGCAAUCAAGUCCUUGAUAGAUCUGACAGGAAUGUGAAAGCACUGUAUAGGAGAGGAGUAGCACGCUAUCAUCUACAUGACUAUGAGGGUGCGCAUAAAAGUCUUUCGAAAGCAAACAGAAUUUCACCCGAAUCCAACAUCAAGAAAUACCUGCAGCUGUGUGAUAAAGCCAUGCUAAAACAGGCAGAGGACGAAAGGACAAGAUACAAAGGAAUGUUUGACAAAUUGGCUGCUAAGGGAGACCACUGACCCCAUUCACACCAAAGAGAUUUUUUUAUCCUAUGUGAUAUCAGUGUGAACGUUACUGUUGGACUGCAUGGCGAUGUACAGGGCAGGACGAGUGCAAGCAGAUGGACCAAGAGUUUUGCCCUGUUCACAUCAUGAUUUCUGCACUGCUUAGUUUCAAUUGUGUGAAUGACUAUGCCCAUGACUGCCGCUGGAAGCCCAGCCUUUAGGAUUUGAGGUAGAGUGAAAUCUGUAUAUAAAGACUGCCGGAGAGAUACCAGAAUAGCGUCUUUAUGAGCAGGUGGUCUUUCAAGAUGGGCACCAUUUAUAAACAUUUGGGGGAUUAUUCAGAGGAAACAAAUCCUUUGGUCUUUACAGACCUGGUGUAUCGUCUAGACAGGUGAACUCUAAAGCUGUUUUAUUUACCACCAUCCAUUGUGGAACUAUCUCCAGGCAGUCAUAAAAUGAGAGUUUGGUUGUAAUUAUUGAAGAUCAUAUGCUUACCCAAUCCACAUUUUCAUGUCAUAUCGUUCAUCCGAACCAUCGUAUCAGUCAUUUUUGGUUUACAAAAAAAUUGAUUUUGAGAUUUUUGCAGAAAAUGAAUGUACAAGUCCAAUUCUAUUCAUAACUGAAUUUCUAGGCAGCAAUUUAUUUUAGUUUCUGAGAUAUGAGGGGAUUUUCACAGCGAUGCCAUACAAGUUUUAAUAAAAUGCGCAAAACCCAUUGGAAACGUGUGCUGUAGCAGAGCGAUACAGCGUUUUGACUGACGGCGAUUUCAAUGCGCGCGGUCAACCAAACUGUCGUAUCGGCUAUCUGCACUGCAUUGACUUUGCAUGUGAAAAGCUAUACAACGUUUUGACUGACUGCGCACAUUGAAAUCGCGGUCAGGGUUGUUGCAUUUUUGUACAGGGGAAAUCUAAAAUGCUCGAACCGAAAUUACAAGCACGGAGCUCAUUUGUUAUAUUUUCUAUGAUCCUUGGUUUUGUGUAAAAAUAAAGAUACCAUUCUCAAGCUAUUGUCUUGGUCUUUCCAUGUGUUUUCUAGCAAUUCAUGAAUAUGUUGUAAGGCUGGAGAACUAAGUGUGAAAAAUAUAGUAAAUUUUGAAGUCGAUUUUCUCUAAAAUGGGUUUUAACCGUCGUGUGUGUUAUACGACAGUUCGGAUGACCGCCAACGAUAUUUAUAUGUUCAAAUGCAUUCAUUGCUGAUUCCUGUAAAAGAACCCUAGCAUUAUUUUUUGAUAACGUUGAUGUGUACACCAUUCACAAAUAAAGCUUUUUUAUAGAGUGUAAGGGCAAAAAAGAAUUAGAAAUUAAUACAAAAAUAAACUUAUUUAUCUAUAUUCAGAGAUACAAGUCAUUUUGCUUUGCCUGAUUUCAAGCCUGGACAGCUUUUCAUUUCAGGAUUUUUCAAGGUUUUUUCAGCAUAAUGUUUCAGCUUUCAUAUGCAUCUGGAAUCUGUGUUUAUUUGUGAAAUGUUACAGAAACAAGAAAAAUAUAUUUUUCAAUAUUUUCAAUAGUACGUCUGUCACUUACUUUUCAUGAUAUCAUCUUGAAAUCUAUUUUUUGUCUUUUUUUGGACAAUAGUAUGCUGUACUGUACUUGCUGUAUUGAGCCGUAAUUAUUUGAUAUGACAAUUCAGUUCAGUAUAUGAUUGUAUUUGAUAACAAAACACAUGCAAUAAACUAUGUUCAGCUGCAGACAACUCUAAUACAUAUUUGAAAAAUGUGCAAAAUUAAAAAAAAUAAAUAAAAAAGACCUUUUUUUAAAAGGCAGUGAAUUCUUGAUUUUUUUUUUUAAUUUUGCAGAUUUUUCAAAUAUGUAAAUUUUACCUAAUCUGAUAUCAUUGCACCUCAGGACAGCAUGCUCAAACACAAAAUCGUGAAGCCUCUCGUUCUUCAAACUGAAAAUACAGUCAUUUGACCCAAUGUUUUUUAAAUCUUUUCUCACCUCUCUCCUCUCCAAAGUAGAUAAUGGCUUUUCCCCAUUGAUUGUCACCCAAUUAUCACCUAUUGUUCAAGAUUUCCCAUUCCCAGUUGUAAACCUAAUUCAGUGUACUGAAAGAAUGACUGGUUACAUUAUGAUCAGGAUACUGCUAAUCUCUUCCUACCUCCUAAUCUCUGCUAAUCUCCUAUUAAUCUUAAUCAUGGUCAGAAUUAGGUGUACAUUCAUGACAGUGUUCACCUUAAUUAGGUUAUUCUACCUCAUUUACAGUAUGCAAAACAGGAUUUGUUUUUAUCCUUGCUUGAAAAAAUGAGAUCUUUGAAGAGUAGAUUAUUAUUAUGCACGUAGGUGCUGAAUAUUGUAUCGAUCCCCACCAUCAAGCUGAUAUUUCUGCGCAACAUAGAGAUAGAUAAAUAAUUGCAUAAUUAUCAUAAAUUUUCAGAUGGUUUACUUGAAUUGGUUUUUAAAGCAGAAUGCUUAGAAAUAGAAAUGAUGUACACACAUAAAUGACAUUGAUCUGGAUGUUAAUAUACAGAUAAGUGGUAAAUUAUUCAUGGAAAACAACAUUGCUCAUAUAAUGAUUUAUUAAUUGUUUUUCUUGAAAUAUUUGUUAAUUAAGAAAUUAUGCUCGAAGUGAUCCAAUAAGUGCAUAUCACUAUCAAGAUUUUUUUUAAAGUGUAUAAAAUCUUGCCUUGUUAACAUCAAAUAUGCUGCAUACUGUAUGUGGCAUAAUGUAAUAAUUGUCUCACCUGCAUAGCAGAGCGAGACCAUAGGUGCCGUUUUACAGAUGGUGGCGGCUGCAGCAUCAACAUUGAAAUCGUAUCAACUAUAAGGUUAAGUUUUUUUAAGUGUCAUUGUAACUUAGGAAAUAUAUGGAC
Molecule: messenger RNA, 3581 nt
Organism: Lytechinus variegatus (green sea urchin)
Lineage: Eukaryota; Metazoa; Echinodermata; Echinoidea; Temnopleuroida; Toxopneustidae
Product: tetratricopeptide repeat protein 9C-like
Exons: 4
Coding region: 146-787 (213 amino acids)
Molecular function (GO): protein binding
Source: RefSeq, a predicted model, not a curated record